AUGCUACUCUUGAAAUAAGUGCUUCAUCUUAUCCAACACUUAGUUAUACUAUUUCUAUUUAUAAUUAUUUAUUAGAUUUAAUUGAAAAAUUUCUUAAAGAAGAAACUUAUUCUAAUAAAAUUAUUAAUGCUAUUAACAAACCAAAACAAAAAUUACAAAAAUAUUAUCUAACAGCUAAUGGACUU
Racocetra fulgida is the source of this 185-nucleotide messenger RNA. The record is from the annotation of a GenBank genome assembly. Lineage: Eukaryota; Fungi; Glomeromycota; Glomeromycetes; Diversisporales; Gigasporaceae.